AUGGACAUAGAACAAGAAGAGAUGCAAUUUCUUGGGUUGUUUGACAUCUACAAAGAAUCCUACAAGAUCAUAUUUUUAUGGAGGAAGAUCUUCAGCCAGAUCACCUUAACUCUUAUCCUCCCUCUCACCUUCGUCCUGCUCUUUAACAUUGAAGAAUCCCAUGACCUCGUCAAGAAAAUUACGCUCGACAUGAGGGACUUAACCGGAACCCCAGGUGGUACUGUCACACCCGAACAACAAAAUCUCCUUUACCUUCUCUCGUGCAAUUGGACUUUCUUCCUCUCCAAACUCCUUUUCUUCAUAUUCGUCUUCAUCUUCUCUCCCCUCUCCACCUCUUCUGUGGUUUACACCGGUUCUUCCAUCUACACUGGCAAAGAGGUAACCUUCAAGGUCCUAAUCAGCAUCACCCGUAAGGUCUGGACGAGGCUUAUGCUCACUUCUCUGUGCAAUUUUAUUGCUUUCUUCGUUUAUGACGUUAUUGCAUGGCUUGUUGUACGGCCACUUAUAUUCAGAGGAAGAAACGAUUGCGAUGAAAUUGCUGGGGUCAUGACAAUCCUGUAUAUGGCGGGGCUUGUGUACCUCCCCGUGGUUUGGCAAUUCGCUGGUGCUGUGACCGUGUUAGAAGACUCGUGUGGGUAUAAAGCCAUGACCAGGAGUAGGGAAUUGACAAAGGGGAAGAUGGGUGUGUCCAUAAUCAUUGAUUUGAAGCUCAAGCUUUUGUUCCUUACGGUAGAGUUUUUGUUCAUCCUGGUGGUCGUGAACGUAUGGAAGAUGUUCAGUUUAAGCUCGUUGGAGAAAAUAGUGAUAUAG
This is a messenger RNA of Sphenostylis stenocarpa, 810 nucleotides long. The record is from the annotation of a GenBank genome assembly. NCBI's taxonomy places the organism in Eukaryota, Viridiplantae, Streptophyta, Magnoliopsida, Fabales, Fabaceae.